Molecule: messenger RNA, 1343 nt
Organism: Elaeis guineensis (African oil palm)
Lineage: Eukaryota; Viridiplantae; Streptophyta; Magnoliopsida; Arecales; Arecaceae
Source: RefSeq, a predicted model, not a curated record
GAACAAAACAUACAGCCAUGCAAGGGAGAAUAUUCAACCUUAACCUCUCAAAUCAGAUUUUUUUUUUCCCCCUCCAAAUUUCGUGAUGAUUUUCUUUUUUAUUAUUAUUUUUUUACAUGAUGGUUUCAAUCAAUUGACCCUAGAUGCUGAAACUCUUUUUAUAUUGGGACAAGGACUUCCAAUUCCACAAUAGUACAUAUAGACCCAAACCAUUUGGCAAAACCAUUAUCUACACCUGGAGUACAUACUUAUUCCAACUUCAUCAAGGAGACUUGGCAGCAGCUAUCAAUAGAAAGAGUUGAUGGGAAGGUGAUGAUGGAGUACAUAGGAGCCACCGGCAUCCCGGUGAGUUUCACCGGCGUUCCGAUCGAACGCAAGAUCGACUUCCACUUCCUUCUAAGCUUCGCCAUCGAUGCAGAUCCCUCCGGGAAGCCUCAAAAUGGCAUCUUCUCCCCCUGCUGGGCCUCCACUCUCACCCCAACAGCUGUCCAAGCUGUCAAAGCUCACCAUCCUAAUGUGAAGGUCAUGGCAAGCCUCGCCGGCUGGAGUCUUGGUAAGAAGAUUAUUCACUGGUACAAGCCGGCCGACCCACAGCUGUGGAUUGCCAAUGCCUUCACCUCCCUCCAGUCCCUUGCAACAAGAUACCACCUUGAUGGUAUCGACAUCGACUACGAGAACUUCCCAAAGAAUGACACCUCUUUUGCUUUCUGCAUUGGAGAAUUGAUCACCAUGCUUAAGAACCAGAGUGUGAUCACAGUUGCCACCAUUGCACCAUAUUAUAAAACUGUUGGUAAUUAUUUGGACUUGUACCGGCAAUACAGUGGUGUCAUAGACUAUGUCAAUCACCAGUUUUAUACUGACCGAGUGAGGAUGCCAACGGGCUACUUGAAGGCAUUCAAGCGAAGGGCCAGGCAGUUCAAUGCAACCAAGUUGCUGCCGAGCUAUGAGGUGAAAGGGAGGGGGAUACAAGGGGAUGCCUUCUUUGAGGCAUUGAAGCUGUUGGAGAGCAAUGGCUUCGAGGUUAAUGGGGUGAUGAUCUUCUCGGCUGAUGCCUCCUCAUCCAAUGGAUACUACUAUGAGAGGAAAUCUCAGGCCUUCUUGCUUAAUUCUACUGCUAAUGGGAAUGUUGGUUGGAGUACUGUAAGGGAUGGUUAGUUGAUAAGGUUGAGAACAUUGAUUCUGUUGUCUUUUUUUUUUCUUUAGGGGAAAAGGAGGAUGUAAAUAAUUUCCCCAGUUUAUUAAAAUAAAUUAAAUAUGUACAAAAGAAGAAUGUACUAAGAUGCCUCUUGACUGGGAGGAAAUGUAAUCAAUGGUUAUCUAUUGAGGAAGAAAGGCUUCUACGA